Molecule: messenger RNA, 1096 nt
Organism: Cucurbita maxima (winter squash)
Lineage: Eukaryota; Viridiplantae; Streptophyta; Magnoliopsida; Cucurbitales; Cucurbitaceae
Product: heat stress transcription factor C-1-like
Exons: 2
Coding region: 112-987 (291 amino acids)
Biological process (GO): regulation of transcription by RNA polymerase II
Cellular component (GO): nucleus
Molecular function (GO): DNA-binding transcription factor activity; RNA polymerase II cis-regulatory region sequence-specific DNA binding
Source: RefSeq, a predicted model, not a curated record
CCUCCUCCCCCUCUGGCUACAGUACGCGCGUCCAUUAUUUAUUUACAGUGCUCCCUCAUCUUUCCAAAAAUUCUCCUCCGUCCGCAGCUGCUUCUCUAAAAAGCUUAUGGGAUGGACGCCAACAGCGAGUCUGCGAACGACAUUGUCGCCCCUUUUGUUCUGAAGACUUAUCAGAUGGUCAACGAUCCCCUUACCGAUACUUUCAUUACUUGGGGCUCUGCCAAUAACAGCUUCCUCGUCCUCGACCCUCUCCAUUUCUCUCACACUCUCUUGCCUGCCUAUUUUAAGCAUAAUAACUUCUCCAGCUUCGUCCGACAGCUCAAUACAUACGGAUUUCGGAAGGUAGAUCCCGAUAGAUGGGAAUUUGCAAACCAGUGGUUUCUGCGCGACCAAUUCCAUUUACUCAGAAACAUUGUCAGGAGAAAACAGAGUACGAAUUCGAGGCUGUGCGAGAUGGGGGACGAGGAAUUGGUGACUGAGAUUGCCAGGCUUAGAAAAGAACAGAAGGUUUUGGAAGAGGAGCUUGAAGGCAUGAAAAAACGUCUCGAAACUACCGAGAAACGACCACAACAAAUGAUGGCGUUUCUUCAUAAAGUGGCGGAAGAUCCUGAAAUUCUGCCUCGGAUGAUGCUUCAGAAGGAUCGACCCGGCGCUCAUAUUGGGGAUAAGAAGCGCCGAUUGAUGAUUUCGUCUUCUUCCUCAUCGCCGUCCACCACAACAAUGACGACGACGUCCUUGGAGGCAGAGGAAAUCGAGGAGGAGGGCAGCUGGCGGCCGAAUUUUUCGUCGCCGGAGGUUUCGGGACCGGCGGGAUUCUGUAAUCACGUGCAGGCUUGGAAUUUGGCGGAAGCGGAGGCGGGUGGAAUGGAUAUAAGUAGAAGCAGAAGCGGCGGAGAGAUGAAGAAUUCGACGGAAAUGAUGGGAACCGUGGAGGAGAGUAAUCCAGCACCGCCUUAUCCGUUUUCUCUGUUCGGGUGUGGGUUUUAGUUAAUUACUUCGAUUUGAUUCUCAUCAUUUCCUUCCUUCCUCGCAUUUUAUCAUCUUUAUUUUCUUUUCUUUUAUUAAUAAUUCCUUCCACUUUCAUCUCUCCUUUAAA